This is a messenger RNA of Exophiala oligosperma, 2387 nucleotides long. RefSeq lists its product as uncharacterized. NCBI's taxonomy places the organism in Eukaryota, Fungi, Ascomycota, Eurotiomycetes, Chaetothyriales, Herpotrichiellaceae. The transcript has a single exon. Gene Ontology annotation, biological process: intracellular iron ion homeostasis. The record is from RefSeq and is a predicted model, not a curated record. Bases 327 to 1838 code for a protein of 503 amino acids.
CCGUGACUUGGGACUUUCAGGAGUCCGUUGAGACAACUCAUGUGGACUGACAAUCUUCGAUUGCAACCAAGUUGCGACUACGCUUCUCUCCAGCAACAGCUUUGGCCGAAACACUGGUAAACGGAGGAAUCCGUUUCAAUGAUGCGUCGAUGACAAUUGGCUGGUCGUACCACUACCCUCCACCGGACCUGCAUCUUCUUAAGGAGCUCCUGGGCAUCUUUUCUUAUUCUUUUCUUGUUCCCGUAGCCAAUUUCUGUCUGUAGUUUCGUUCAUUUCGAUAGAGAGUGUGCCUGGGAUACAAAUACUGCCUCGGGGGCUUUGUGUCGAUGGCUCCCAGCAUUAUCGCAAACGACGUCAGAGUCGAAAAUGGCGACCACGCGACGAGCCACACCAAUGGGACCAACGUCUGGCAGCCAGUGUCUCUGCCCAAGGACGACGACAAUCGUCUACUACGCGCCCCAAUUCAUUUGUAUUCCACAAGUUUAGAUGAAGUGCACGAUCUUGUCUGUGUGGGAUUCGGACCAGCGUCACUUGCGAUUGCUGUUGCGCUCAAUGACCUACUCGAGGCUCAGGGUCACGGACAAGACCUACAUAUCAGCCCCAAGGUGCGAUUCCUUGAACGACAGAGUACGUUUAAGUGGCAUGCCGGUAUGCUGCUUCCGGGAGCGAGAAUGCAGAUUUCUUUCCUUAAAGAUCUUGCCACACUUCGAGAUCCCUGCAGCUAUUUCACCUUUCUCAACUAUCUGAAGCAGCACAACAGACUGGUCCAGUUUUCUAAUCUGGGGACAUUUCUGCCUUCCCGUCUGGAAUUUGACGACUAUCUCCAAUGGGCCGCGUCACACUUUGAUGAUGUCGUCGAAUACGGACAAGAUGUUGAAUCUAUACAUCCACGGAGACUUGCCGGCACAGAUAAAUACGACUGCUUCGAGGUAGUCUCGCGUAACCUCUCCACCGGACGCACCAGCACGUUCUUCGCUCGAAACGUUGUUAUUGCUGCAGGUGGUCGGGCAUCGAGACCUCCUCAAUUCCCGACCUACCACGACAAAAUUCUGCACUCGUCGGAAUACAAUACGAGGAUCGAGCAAGUGUUGCCGGACAAGGAACGACCUUAUCGUAUAGCAGUCAUGGGCGGCGGCCAAAGUGGCGCCGAGGUAUUCAAUGAUCUACAGGCUCGAUACCCCAAUGCAAGCACCCGAUUGAUUUUCCGCGAUACCGCCCUGCGUCCCAGCGACGACUCUCCGUUUGUGAACGAAGUCUUCAACCCAGAGGCGGUAGACACUUUCUUCGACCAGCCGGACGACUUCCGCAGCGCCACCCUGAAGAAGAACAAGGCCACGAACUAUAGUGUGGUUCGACUUGAGCUGAUCGAAAAAUUAUAUGAUGACCUUUACUUGCAAGGGAUCAAGCAGCCGGACCGGACAAUGUGGCAACACCAGGUACUGUCUUCAAGGGACAUUACCGAGGUAGUGGAUGACAAGGCGACUGGGGGUUUGAUACUUACCUUGACCAACUUAGAGCCACUCAGCAACCGCUCGACAGAGAAUUUGCCUGUUGAUGCGAUAAUUUUGGCGACUGGCUAUCGCCGCGAUGCUCAUAUCGACAUGCUCCGAGACUGCCAAAGCAUUAACGCGAAUCGAAACGGCCAUUGGCAGCCAGGGCGGGACUAUGGGUUGAAGUUGGAUCCCCACAGCGUGGAUGAAGGGAUGGGGAUAUGGUUGCAGGGGUGUAACGAAGGUACUCAUGGACUUUCAGAUUCAUUGCUAUCAAUUGUGUCGACAAGGGGUGGAGAGCUGGUGGACUCCAUCUUUAGCAAAGAGUUGAACCUCAGUGGACAUUAAAUGAUGUUUGGAUGGUUGGUACUCCGUAUGAUGAAACGAAUUUGCCUUUUGAGCUGUGGCUGGCCUAAAGUAGUACCUUAUGGUCUCGGUCCUGCUCUGUCCUGAACCACCCUGUGAUCAUUGAGCUUUGGGGGUCUGCAUGACUUUCCCUCUGAGGAUUCGGAACAAUAACAUCCCAUCAUCUAGAACCGGUAAAGCCGCUGGCGACGCAUAUGCACCCAGCGACGUGCAUGCAACGCACCUUUUCCCUGCCCGUAAGGAUGCGGAGGGCCCAAUGAGUGAGUUGCAUUAGGCACUGGCGGGAAGAAACGAAUCCUCUCGUACGCUUCUCAUAAGCCACCUCCGCAAAAAGUGCGAGAAGGAGAAGCGGAGAAGCUUGUCACAGCCAUAGUUGGUGUUACAAGUACGAGUAGUGGAUAGUGGUUGGUGGUGGUGUUGAUGACCAUGCGUCCCGAGUCUUCGGGGUAAGGGACCUAUGUAAGGCAGGCUUCAUGCCCUCUCAACUCAAGUCUUGUUUAUCACUCGGCUCUUUCUGAAUUAUAUCCGUAU